AUGCCACCAACUAACUCCUGCGAAGUUUUAACCGAUGAAGAUUCGGGCGAUGAGGACGUUGUCGACGUCAACAAUUUACCAGCUGCUCAGCUUCGAGCAGAAGCCGAAUUGUUCGCGCAUAAUUCCGACAACGAAUGGGAAGAUGAAGACAAAAUCCCACUGUCAGAGUUGCGUAAAGGAUUGUUGUCUAAAAGGCACUAUGACGAGAUCAAGAAAAAAACGUACAAGUGGGAAAAAUUCGACAUAAAAAAUGCACGUCUUGAAACUGAAUGGCCCAAUUUUGUUUUGCCAUCGAACAAUCUUUCACCUAUACAGUUAUUUGAAAACUUUUUUGAGAAGGAGAUAAUAGACAUGUUUGUUUUUUACACUAAUAACUACGCAGCUAGUAAAAACAAAAGGUCCGAUAUUACCCCAGAAGAAAUCAAAGUUUUUUUUGGAAUACUUCUCUUGAGUGGUUACGUUUCGGUUCCAAGACGCAGAAUGUUUUGGGAAAAUUCGUCUGAUUGUCAUAAUAAUAUAGUGUCUAAUUCCAUGUCUCGAAACCGUUUUGAACAUAUUUUGUCAAACAUACAUUGUUGCGACAACAAUAAUUUGGAUAAGAACGAUAGAUUUGCUAAGGUUCGACCCUUUUUUGAUAAAAUAAAUAGUCGAUUUCUUGAUUUUGCCCCAAUUGAUGAGUUUCAUUGCGUCGACGAAGCUAUGGUACCUUACUUCGGUCGUCACGGCUGUAAACAGUUUAUACGAGGCAAGCCAUUGAGGUAUGGGUAUAAACUAUGGGUUGGUGCUUCAGCUAUUGGAUAUAUAAACUGGUAUGAACCAUAUCAGGGCGCAAAAUCUGAGAUCAAGGAUUGCUACAAAAACUUAGGGUUGGUGCCUUCUGUUGUAUUGGAGUACACUGAUGUUUUACGUUCGAAAUUACAACUUCCGUAG
Molecule: messenger RNA, 930 nt
Organism: Sitophilus oryzae (rice weevil)
Lineage: Eukaryota; Metazoa; Arthropoda; Insecta; Coleoptera; Curculionidae
Product: piggyBac transposable element-derived protein 3-like
Exons: 1
Coding region: 1-930 (309 amino acids)
Molecular function (GO): sequence-specific DNA binding
Source: RefSeq, a predicted model, not a curated record